AUGCUUCUUUCCUCUCUGCCCGUGGUUUCCCUCCUUUUGGGUGCUGUUUGGGCAGCUCCCAAGCCAGCUCCCUUCUCGACUUUCUCAGGUGUGACCAUCUUUACACCUCCAUCGAACUAUACCGAUCCGCGGGUAUUGUAUGCUCGCACAGUCGAGCUUGAGAAGGGAGUGCUUCUUGCCACUUGGGAGAACUACAGUCCUGAGCCACCGCUAGUGUACUUUCCAAUCUACAAGAGUGUAGAUGGAGGAGAGUCGUGGAAGGAAAUAUCCAAGGUUACGGAUCAAGUGAAUGGAUGGGGCCUUCGGUACCAGCCUGACUUGUAUGUCCUGCCAAAGAGAGUUGGCAAAUUUCCUGCAGGCACGAUCAUAUGCUCCGGAAAUUCCAUUCCAACAGACUUGAGUCUCACCAAGAUCGAUGUGUAUGCAAGUCGGGACAAGGGCUACACCUGGGAGUUUGUCUCUAGCGUUGCAAGAGGAGGAGCCGCAUUUCCGAACAAUGGGAUCCCUGCAAUUUGGGAGCCCUUUGUAAUGUAUUACAAAGGUCAAGUCGUGUUGUACUACUCGGACCAAAGGGAUCCUUCAUAUGGCCAAAAGCUCAUCCACUCCACGUCCAAGGACCUUCUCACCUGGAGUGCCGAUGUCGAAGAUGUUGUGUCGGCAAGAUACACAGACCGACCAGGAAUGACAACAGUAGUCCAGCUUCCAAAUGGCAAAUAUAUGAUGACCUAUGAAUUUGGAGGGGGCCCGACUGUAGUUGGGACUGCAUAUAAGUUCCCAGUGUACUAUCGAAUCAACGACAGCCCUCUCGAGUUCAACAAAUCUGUCGGGAUACCGAUCUACACAAACGACAAAAUCCAGCCCGAGGGAUCACCAAAGGUUGUCUGGUCUCCAGUUGGAGGAGUCAACGGCACUAUCAUUGUCAGCUGCGGAACCGCAAGUCAGGUCUUCGUCAACCAGGCUUUAGGCGAUGCAAAUGCAUGGAGAACAGUCCCGACUCCAGAGGGAGUGUCGUAUACGAGGCACCUCAGAGUACUCAGUAACUCAAACCAUUUACUCAUCAUGGGUGGUGGAGUUCUUCCCCCAAGUACAACGAACAAGGUGACCGUCAGUGUUAUUGACAUCAAGAAGAGUUUGAAAGAAGCAAGUUGA
Messenger RNA from Cadophora gregata, 1149 nucleotides. RefSeq lists its product as uncharacterized. NCBI's taxonomy places the organism in Eukaryota, Fungi, Ascomycota, Leotiomycetes, Helotiales, Ploettnerulaceae. The transcript has 2 exons. The record is from RefSeq and is a predicted model, not a curated record. Bases 1 to 1149 code for a protein of 382 amino acids.